Molecule: messenger RNA, 576 nt
Organism: Macrosiphum euphorbiae (potato aphid)
Lineage: Eukaryota; Metazoa; Arthropoda; Insecta; Hemiptera; Aphididae
Source: the annotation of a GenBank genome assembly
AUGGAUACUCUUGCUAGUUUUAAUGAAGAAGAUGAAUCAAUUCAGCACUGUGAACCCAAUGUUACAUUUAUAGUUGACGAGGCUACAUUUGGAAAAGGCACUCUGUAUGUUGCUGAAAGUAAACUUUACUGGAAGAAUGAUGCAUCCAAUCAAAUAAUUAGUAUUGAUUACAAAUCCAUGUGUGUAUUUGGUACAUGUAAUCAUCCAGUAGUACAUGAAAAACCCUGUUUGCAAAUAAUAGUUGACUUCUCUUAUAAACCUUCUGAUAGUUUACAACCUGAAAAUGGACAAAACCUAAAUGGUGACAACCAUAUUAAUGAAGAUGAUAAUGAUUCUGAAGAAGAUAAUGAAGUUGAUGAAAACGAAGAUGAGGAAGGAGAAAUGAAAUCUAAAAUCAAACUUGUACCUGACACCCCAGAAUAUCUGAAUGAAAUAUAUUUAGCAUUUACACGUGUACAACUAUUACAUAAUACUAAUGAUUCGGACACUGAGGAAGAAGAUGGUGAUUAUUAUAACGAAAAUGAUGAAUUUGAAGACUAUGAUGAACAUGAUGGUGAACAGAUUUUGAGGAAUUGA